UCCAAAAAACCCCUAAAACCUCGAUAACAAAGAAGAAGAAGAAGAAAAAAUGGGAUCGAAAAAAUGUCAAGUAUGUGAUGAAGUACAGUCGAAAUACAAGUGUCCCAAUUGCUUCAUCCCCUUUUGUUCUUUGGUUUGUUUCAAGAAGCAUAAAGAAAUUCCAUGUGGGAAACCAGAACCGGAACCCGAAUCAGAACCAGUUUCUGAGGAAAAACUUGCUCCUGCUCCAGCAUUGCAUGUGGAGAAGCCAAUCUAUGUUGAUGAGCCAGGCGAAGCGGUCAAUCAGUCGCAACUAGAGUCUAUAGCUUCUUCUUCAGAAAUUCUUGAGGCUAUACGGAACAAAGAGCUUCAAAAACUCAUAUACAACUUGGAUUCUUCUUUGGAUGCAGAGAAUGAACUUGACAAGGCAAUGGAAAAGGAAGAAUUUCGCAUAAUCAGUGAAAAGAUUUUGUCAAUAAUUAGUUAAUGAAGACGUUCAACAGGAUACGAUGAGUAGGGCUGUAACGAAGGAAGAUCUUUCCCGUUGUUCAGAAGCUAUCUAUACGUUAUUGGGGGAAGAUUUUGCUCGAAUCUUACAUUUUACUUGAAAAUAUUAGUGAUACAACUACAGGCAAUUCUAAUUCAGAUAUCCUUCUAGCUGUGCGAGCAAUGCUCUUCUGCCCUCUGCUUCUGCUUCCAAUUAUUUGUAUUUGUAUUCUAAACAAAGUGUAUCGAUAUAGCUGUUCUUUUUCCUUUCAAAAAACAGUUGAAAGUCGAGAUGAAAUAUUGUCCUGUAUUCCAAGGGUGGUGGAGGAUGGAAGCUAAGACUAGUACCACCUCUUAUUG
This is a messenger RNA of Solanum stenotomum, 825 nucleotides long. RefSeq lists its product as uncharacterized. Bases 50 to 466 code for a protein of 138 amino acids. NCBI's taxonomy places the organism in Eukaryota, Viridiplantae, Streptophyta, Magnoliopsida, Solanales, Solanaceae. The record is from RefSeq and is a predicted model, not a curated record. Gene Ontology annotation, cellular component: nucleus; pre-snoRNP complex. Gene Ontology annotation, biological process: box C/D snoRNP assembly; snoRNA localization; maturation of LSU-rRNA from tricistronic rRNA transcript (SSU-rRNA, 5.8S rRNA, LSU-rRNA). The transcript is spliced from 7 exons.